Messenger RNA from Choloepus didactylus (southern two-toed sloth), 1961 nucleotides. RefSeq names its product neuromedin B receptor (gene NMBR). Gene Ontology annotation, molecular function: bombesin receptor activity. Gene Ontology annotation, cellular component: membrane. NCBI's taxonomy places the organism in Eukaryota, Metazoa, Chordata, Mammalia, Pilosa, Megalonychidae. Bases 1 to 1173 code for a protein of 390 amino acids. The record is from RefSeq and is a predicted model, not a curated record. Gene Ontology annotation, biological process: bombesin receptor signaling pathway. The transcript is spliced from 3 exons.
AUGCCUCCGCAGAUCCUCUCCAACCUGUCCCUGAGCGCGGACGCCGGUCCCGGCGGCUUAGUUCCGGGGGUGUCGGAGCGGGAUUUCCUGGGCGCCCCCGACGGGCCCCCCGCGGAGCUGGCGCUGCGCUGCGCGAUCCCGUCCCUGUACCUGCUCAUCGUCACGGUGGGCGUGCUGGGCAACGUGCUGCUGCUGAAGACCUUCGUCGCCACCGGCGCCUUGAGGAGCGUCCCCAACAUCUUCAUCUCCAACCUGGCCGCCGGGGACGUGCUGCUGCUGCUCACCUGCGUGCCGGUGGACGCCUCGCGCUACCUCUUCGACGAGUGGGUGUUUGGCCAGGUGGGCUGCAAGCUGAUCCCGGCCAUCCAGCUCACCUCCGUGGGGGUGUCGGUGUUCACGCUCACGGCGCUCAGCGCCGACAGGUACCGAGCCAUCGUGAACCCCAUGGACGUGCAGGCAUCAGGGGCGCUGCUGUGCACCUGUGCCAAGGUGGGCGGCAUCUGGGUGGUCUCGGUGCUGCUGUCCGUCCCCGAGGCCGUGUUCGCCCAGGUGGCCCCCGUCGCCGGCCUGGACAACGGCAGCUUCGCGGCCUGCAUCCCCUACCCGCAGGCGGACGAGCUGCACCCCAAGGUCCACUCCGUGCUCCUCUUCUUGGUCUAUUUCCUCGUCCCGCUGGCUGUCAUCAGCGUGUAUUAUUACCACAUCGCAAAGACCCUGAUUAAGAGUGCUCACAAUCUCCCCGGAGAAUCCAACGGGCACACCCAAAAGCAGAUGGAAACACGGAGACGCCUGGCUAAGAUUGUGCUGGUCUUUGUGGGCUGUUUCGUCUUCUGCUGGUUUCCAAAUCACAUCCUCUACCUGUAUCGGUCUUUCAACUAUAAGGAGAUAGAUCUGUCACUAGGACACAUGAUUGUCACCUUGGUUGCCCGGAUUCUGAGCUUUUGCAAUUCUUGUGUCAACCCUUUUGCCCUGUACCUGCUCAGCGAGAGCUUCAGGAGGCAUUUCAACAGCCAGCUCUGCUGUGGGGGGGCGUCCUCCCGAGGGGGCUCAGCCAGAAGCUUCCUCAGCUCUUCCGCCGUGCGCACCACGUCCCUGAAAAGCCACGCCAAGAACGUGGUGGCCGACCCCGCUGUGCUAAACGGGCCCAGCACCAGGCAGGAGAGGGCGCCGUGAAGCCCGCCGGGCAGCUCCCGCCUGGAAAGCAGCUUUCCUAUCCCUGUCGAGCAGGGUGGAACGAGACACUCCUCACCAUUCUUACUAUUGCUCAGCUCAUUCGUUGGAGGAUUUCCCAGUUGACUUAGAAAAACCAAGACAAAUAUGACUAGUAUUUUUUCUCAGAGCACGUCUUUAAAUUACCGUAAAAAACAUAUAUUGCUCACAUUAAAAGCUAUUUGAAAGGCAGUUCCAAUCAGUCAAUAUUGCUUCAGGAUUUAGGCUAUUGCUAGAGCCAACUCCAGCAUGUUUAUCUUAAAAUCGUUUGAUCUUGACACAGGAAAUAAGUUCAUGUAUUGACUCAACUGUUUAAUAAGGGUAAUAUUCGAACUCCUAUUAUUUGAAAGAUAAGUCGUAUUUCCUGGGUGACUUUUAUUCAUGGGUGGUACAUGUGCUUACCUCUGUCAUUUUAAUACAGUUAUAGAAAGUGGAGCAUAAUCAAAAAUCAGUAAUACUGAAUGAGAUUCUUUGCAUGAUUAAUCAAAAUUUAUAGAAAUAGUUUACAUUAGUAACUUCUAGGUCCGUGACUAAAAGCUUUGAUGGCAUUUGUAUUAUGAAUGGCAAGUGUAAAUAAAUAUAAAAUGGGUAUCAUGUGUCCAAAUAGCAAAACUAUGACUCAGAAAUUAGCAUGGCUAACUUUGUUAAUGUUGCUGAAUCCCUGACUUUUGGAUGAUUCUGUAUAGAUAUGAUGAGAUUUGUGUAAUUCUGGUGCAUUCAACCAUCUACUCGUCAUCUCUUACAACAGCUGU